This is a messenger RNA of Cyclocybe aegerita, 951 nucleotides long. NCBI's taxonomy places the organism in Eukaryota, Fungi, Basidiomycota, Agaricomycetes, Agaricales, Hemipholiotaceae. The record is from the annotation of a GenBank genome assembly.
AUGUCGAAUAAGAUUGUGCCCUCUAUCUACCGUGCUGUGAUAGACGAUGUCAUCCAAGCGAUUAAGCCCGAGUUCGACGAGUACGGCGUUGCUGAGGACGUCCUAGCUGAGCUACAACACAAAUGGGAGAGCAAGGUCAUCGCAUCCCAUGUUGCAGAAUUUGAGAACCCCGCUCAGCCUGUGUCCGCCCCAUCCGCGACCCACCCCGCCACCGUCGCGGCGGCACAAGCAGCCACCCACCAUCAUGCCUACCCGCCCCAUCCGAUCCACAUGCACCCCCACUACGCCGCAGCCGCGCAGCACAACCCCUACAUGACCGCCGCUGCAGCAGCCUCGAGCCAGCCGACAGUCAAGGCGGAGCCUGUCGACAACCGCUACAUCCUGAACAACACCGUGCCUUAUGCCAUCCCAUCUCUCCCCGGUCCGUCCUUGACUGCUGGCAGGCAGCUACCACCGCCCGCCCCGUUAGCGCAGCAUUUGGGUGGGCAGACAGGGGUGAUAUCUUUCGGCAGGAAUGGCCAGCCCCAGCCAGCGAUUGCAGCUCGUUCUUACUUGCCCGCGGCACAACCACAGCAACAGCAGCAACAGAGCCGUAUCCCCCAGGUCGAUGGCCCAUCUGAAUCUUCUGGGGAUGAGGACACGCCGUCGCCACCCCCUUCUGGGGUUUUUGCCCCGAGGAGUGCCCAUCCAUCGCUUCCUCAGCCACCGCAGCCGAAGCAGCCAGCCGUUAUCGACUCGGAGGCGAUUAACAGCGACCUGGAUGAUUCGGACAGCGACGUUGGGUCUGACGACGAGGAGGGCGGAGCUGGCGAAAGUGAUAUCGUGUUCUGCACAUAUGACAAGGUUGCCCGAGUAAAGAAUAAGUGGAAGUGCACUCUGAAGGAUGGGAUGAUCCACAUCAACGGCAAGGAUUACCUCUUUGCCAAAUGCACGGGGGAGUUUGAAUGGUAA